Messenger RNA from Funneliformis mosseae, 267 nucleotides. Lineage: Eukaryota; Fungi; Glomeromycota; Glomeromycetes; Glomerales; Glomeraceae. The record is from the annotation of a GenBank genome assembly.
AUGGCACUCCAUUUAUGUAUAGUAUCCUUUAUGAAAAAUUAUGAACCAGAAAAACGCCCAAAUACAAAAGAGGUUGUCUCAAUGCUUAAAAAAAUGGCUUCUCCUGAAGUAAAUCAUGAAAAAAAAGGCAAUCCAUCAACGUAUGAUGAAUCUAGCCUUAAAUCUGAUGUAUCAAGUGAAAUAAAGAUUGAUAAUGAUGAUUUGAUAUUAGAUGAAUUAUUCGAUCAAUUUAAAAAUAUUAAAUCUAAAGCAAUUCACGUUUGUUAA